AUAUGCAACUGAAAUUUUGUUAAGAAGCUGUAAGAUUGAUUGGCUGAUUGGUCAUGAAAAUUCAACAGCAGAACUUUUCAUAGCAGCUUUACUAGAAAUUUAUCCAAAAAAAGUUAAUUACGUUUUAUCAUUGUCAUAA
This is a messenger RNA of Entrophospora sp. SA101, 139 nucleotides long. The record is from the annotation of a GenBank genome assembly. Lineage: Eukaryota; Fungi; Glomeromycota; Glomeromycetes; Entrophosporales; Entrophosporaceae.